GCGGGUGGGGCCGGAGGCGGCGGGAGUCCCGGCUGCUAGCUGUGCACCUGAGAGCCGACGCCCGGGUCCGCGAAGCUGCACCCGCCGCUGUCCCCGCCGCCAUGAACCGCUUCAAGGUAUCCAAGUUCCGGCACACGGAGGCUCGGCCGCCCCGCCGCGAGGCCUGGAUCAGUGACAUUCGAGCAGGCACUGCCCCUUCAUAUGGGAACCAUAUCAAAGCCAGCUGCAGCUUAAUUGCAUUCAACUCUGACCGUCCAGGUGUACUGGGCAUUGUACCUCUGGAAAGCCAGGGAGAGGACAAGAGACAGGUGACCCACCUGGGCUGCCAUUCAGACCUGGUCACAGACUUGGACUUUUCCCCCUUCGAUGACUUCCUCCUGGCCACGGCCUCAGCCGACAGGACGGUGAAAGUGUGGCGACUGCCGGCAUCUGGCCAGGCUCUGCCCUCGGGGCCCGGGCUGUUGCUGGGCCCUGAGGACGCCCAGGUGGAGGUGCUGCAGUUCCACCCCACCGCCGACGGUAUCCUGCUGAGCACGGCGGGCAGGGCCGCCAAGGUCUGGGAUGCCACCAAGCAGCAGCCCCUCACAGAGCUGGCGACCCAUGGGGACCUGGUGCAGGGUGCUGCCUGGAGCCGGGAUGGAGCCCUGCUGGGCACGACAUGCAAGGACAAGCAGCUGCGGAUCUUCGACCCCAGAGCAAAGCCUGAGGCUGCCCAGAGCACGCCGGCCCAUGAGAACAGCAGGGAUGGCCGACUGGUCUGGACAGGCACCCAGGAGCACCUCGUGUCCACUGGCUUCAACCAGAUGCGAGAGCGUGAAGUCAAGCUCUGGGACACCCGGCUCUUCUCCACUGCCCUCACCUCGCUCACCCUGGACACCUCUCCCAGGUCUCUGAUGCCCCUGCUGGACCCAGACUCGGGGCUCCUGGUCCUGGCAGGAAAGGGAGAAAACCAGCUCUACUGCUAUGAGGCGGCCCCCCAGCAGCCAGCGCUGAGCCCGGUGACCCAGUGCCUCCUGGAGAGUGCGCUGCGGGGGGCGGCACUUGUGCCCCGGCGGGCACUGGCCGUCAUGAGCUGCGAGGUGCUGCGAGUGCUGCAGCUGAGUGACACGGCCAUCAUGCCCAUCAGCUACCACAUACCCCGCAAGACCAUGGAGUUCCACGAAGACCUGUUCCCGGACACCGCAGGCUGUGUGCCCGCCUCCGACCCCAGCACCUGGUGGGCAGGGAGCGACCAGCAGGUGCAGAGGGUCAGCCUGCACCCCGCCCGCCGGGCCCACCCCAGCUUCACUUCCUGCCUGGCACUCCCUGCAGAGCCCACUCCUGCCACAGCCCGGCCCGCGGGGACACCUGUGGGCGACGCGGACCCCAGCGAGGGCUUUUCCUCCCCACCCAGCUCGCUGACCUCACCCUCCACGCCCUCCAGCCUGGGGCCCUCACUCACUAGCACCAGCGGCAUCGGCACCAGCCCCAGCCAGCGGUCCCUGCAGAGCCUGCUGGGCCCCAGUUCCAAGUUCCGGCAUGCUCAGGGCACCGUCCUGCACCGAGACAACCACAUCACCAACCUCAAGGGGCUCAACCUCACGACGCCCGGCGAGAGUGAUGGCUUCUGUGCCAACCAGCUGCGUGUGGCUGUGCCCCUGCUCAGCAGCGGGGGGCAAGUGGCCGUGCUGGAGCUACGGAAGCCUGGCCGUCUGCCUGACACUGCACUGCCCACGCUGCAGAAUGGGGUGGCUGUGACCGAUCUGGCCUGGGAUCCCUUUGACCCCUACCGCCUCGCCGUGGCCGGGGAGGACGCCAGGAUCCGGCUGUGGCGGGUGCCCCCCGAGGGCCUGCAGGAGGUGCUCACUACGCCCGAGGCAGUACUCACAGGCCACACGGAGAAGAUCUAUUCUCUGCGCUUCCACCCACUGGCGGCCGACAUACUAGCCUCCUCCUCCUACGACCUCACCAUUCGGAUUUGGGACCUCAAGGUCGGAGCCGAGCGGCUGAGGCUGCAGGGCCACCGGGAUCAGAUCUUUGGGCUGGCCUGGAGCCCCAAUGGGCAGCAGCUGGCCACUGUCUGCAAAGAUGGGCGCUUGCGGAUCUACGAGCCCCGGGGUAGCCCUGAGCCCCUGCAGGAAGGCCCAGGGCCCGAGGGGGCCCGUGGAGCCCGCGUUGUGUGGGUGUGUGACGGUCACUAUCUCUUGGUGUCAGGCUUUGACAGCCGAAGCGAGCGCCAGCUCCUCCUGUACUCAGCCAAGGCCCUGGCUGGUGGCCCCUCCGCAGUGCUGGGGCUGGACGUGGCUCCCUCGACCCUGCUGCCCAGCUAUGACCCGGACACCAGCCUGGUGCUGCUCACGGGCAAGGGUGAUACCCGCGUGUUCCUGUACGAGCUGCUCCCCGAGGCCCCCUUCUUCCUGGAGUGCAACAGCUUCACAUCGCCGGAUCCCCACAAGGGAUUCAUCCUCCUGCCCAAGACAGAGUGUGACGUGCGGGAGGUGGAGUUUGCCCGAUGCCUGCGACUUCGCCAGACCUCCCUGGAGCCUGUCGCCUUCCGGCUGCCCCGAGUCAGGAAAGAAUUCUUCCAGGAUGACGUGUUCCCCGACACCACCAUGAGCUGGGAGCCGGCGCUCAGCGCUGAGGCCUGGCUGGGAGGUGCUAACGGGACGCCCCAGCUUCUCAGCCUGCAGCCCCCCGGCAUGACCCCAGUGAGCCAGGCCCCCCGUGAAGCCCCUGCCCGGCGGGCCCCCUCCUCAGUCUACCUGGAGGAGAAGUCAGACCAGCAGAAGAAAGAAGAGCUUCUGAGCGCCAUGGUGGCGAAACUAGGGAACCGGGAGGAUCCGCUCCCACAGGACUCCUUUGAAGGCGUGGAUGAGGACGAGUGGGUGAGUGGACUGGUUGUGGGGCCAGCAUCCUGUCCUGUCCCUCCCCGACUCACGCCUGCAGCCUGCUCACCCAUGCCUGCCUCCUGGGCCCUCCCGACUCCCCUCCCUGCUUCUUGGUUCAUCUCCCCAGGACUAGCCUGCGCACCAGCCGCCUCUAGCCUCACCCUCCACUGCCACCUCCAGGAAAGCCUGGUGCCCCCGUGCACCUCACAUCUCUCCCUCAAACUGGAAGCCACCUCCUGGCCCUGGCACACCUCAUCCCAGAAGCCCUGGCUUCCUUUGAGUCUUGGGCAUUUCCACGGCCUCUGGGCUCUGCUGCAGUCUCCAUGGAUUGUCUGCAUCUCUGCUCUUUCUGGAACUGGGCGCUUCGCCUCACUGCCUGCUAGCAUGCGGAGCCAGGGGCAUGGGGUGGGGAGGGGUGAGGGCUCAGGGGCAUGUCCCUGGGCAGGCUCUGGGCUCCCUGUCCCCCCUUCCUCUGACCUGGGCUGGUCCCAGCUUGGGCUGGCUUCGCUCAGCACCUUCAGUUAUCACAUGCCGUCCCAUCUGGCCUGCUGCCCCAGUUCCGGUCAAGGGUCUAGGGGGCUGGCCCCUCCACCUGGCCAUUUGGAGCAGCUCCAGCCUCAGGGGUCUGGGACCAGUCACCCUGCUUCCCAAACUUGAAGCCAGGAGAAAUGGGUGUCACAGAGCUAAUAGCCCAAUUAAAGGGGGUGUGAGCCCCACAGGGGCUGGCCUGCACGUGUCCUGGAUGUUUUCAACAAUUAAACUUUUCUAAGCUGGUCA
This is a messenger RNA of Capra hircus (goat), 3644 nucleotides long. RefSeq names its product coronin-7. The transcript has 27 exons. Gene Ontology annotation, molecular function: protein binding. NCBI's taxonomy places the organism in Eukaryota, Metazoa, Chordata, Mammalia, Artiodactyla, Bovidae. The coding region runs from base 102 to 3524 and encodes 1140 amino acids. The record is from RefSeq and is a predicted model, not a curated record.